AUGGCUGAGAUUGCACGGAGCUCCAUGGAGCAGGGAAGCCCGUCCGUUGUUCAGGGGUGUACGAUAGAAAAGUUCACGAAGAUGAAUCCUCUAGCAUUUUCAAGAGAAACUGACCCCGCAAUUGUAAAGAACUGGAUGCAAAAGAUUAAUAAAAUACUAACGGUGCUCCACUACAUCAAUGAAAUGAGGGUCCUCUAUGCCACAUACAAGUUGACAGGCGAGGCCGAGAGAUGGUGGAUGGCUACAAGAUUAUUGGAGGUGCAGAGGCCCAUACCAGUGGCUAUGACUUGGAGCCGGUUCAGGGAGGUAUUCUUGGACAAAUAUUUUCUUGCAACUGUCGGAGAGGCUAAGGUAGUGGAGUUUCUGAAUUUGUCCCAGGAAAAUCUUAGAGUUCAGCAGUAUGCAGCAAAGUUCAUUGAGGUGUCACGCUUUGUCCCCUAUGUCGUUCCAGAUGAAGUUAAGAAGGCGAGGAUGUUUGAGAGGGGCUUGAAGCGAUAA
This is a messenger RNA of Malania oleifera, 498 nucleotides long. RefSeq lists its product as uncharacterized. NCBI's taxonomy places the organism in Eukaryota, Viridiplantae, Streptophyta, Magnoliopsida, Santalales, Ximeniaceae. The record is from RefSeq and is a predicted model, not a curated record. Bases 1 to 498 code for a protein of 165 amino acids. The transcript has a single exon.